CUGGCACCAAAGAACUUUUCUCUUCCUCGUCUGCCUCAGUUUCCCUCCUUCAUGGUAAACAUCUCCCCAUUAGCCAAAAAGUCUGUUUUAGGGUCCCAGUCCCAUCAAUUUCUCCUGAUUAAAAAAAUGCAGGCUGGGGCAGGGUGUAGGGAGGAGGAGAUAAAGGCAGGUUAGUGCUGGCCUGCCUUCUGUUCCUACCCACACACAAACUUCCAUCAGAAAUACGUGUGUACUAAUAUGGGUCAGCAGGACAAUUGUGGAAGGCAAAUGGAUCACAGUGGGGCUUUUGGGUAUAACUGGAUCUGUGUAACUUUUGUCUGUGGGCACACAUUCAUGGGUGUGACUUUCUGAGGUUACAUGACCAAUGUAUGACUGUGAAUGUGUGGCUAUGGGUAUGAGUGUAAGUGGCUAUUAGGAGAUGCCACAGUGGGUCAUGGCUGUCCUAAGCUUCUGUAACAUCAGACCCCUACACCAUUCCCUAGCCCUCUCCCAUCUUCUCUGUUCAGGGCUUAGAAACCUGUAGAGAAACCGCAGUUCGGGAAGGGGAUAGGGUCACAGAAACAGGCCAAGAUUAGGACUCAGUAUCACAAGAUAAGCCAGGCAUCACCGCCUGUGUCUGACUCACCUCGAGCCCGAGGCAAAGACAGCUAGAUAAAAGCUAGGGGAGCCAGAGAAAGAAAGGAAGGAACCUCCAGGCUGAGCAGCAUGGAGGGGCUCUCCCUGACGGGCAGCCUCCCGCUGAUACUGUUGCUUCUGAGCCCAGUUCCUGAAGCAGCCUUGCCACUGCCCUCCAGCACUAGCUGCUGUACUCAGCUCUAUAGGCAACCACUCCCAACCAGACUACUGAGGAGGAUCGUCCGUGUGGAGCUGCAGGAGGCUGACGGGGACUGCCACCUCCAAGCUGUUGUGCUUCACCUGACUCGGCGCAGUGUCUGUGUUCAUCCCCAGAACCGUAGCCUGGCUCGGUGGUUAGAACGCCAUGGGAAAAGGCUCCAGGGGACCCUACCCAGUUUAAAUCCGGUACUACAAAAGAAAAUGUGCCCGAGCCCCCAAAAGCAAAAGUAAUAAAGCAACAUUAGACGAUAA
Messenger RNA from Rattus norvegicus (Norway rat), 1086 nucleotides. NCBI's taxonomy places the organism in Eukaryota, Metazoa, Chordata, Mammalia, Rodentia, Muridae. The record is from RefSeq and is a predicted model, not a curated record.